AUGGCGCAUACUUCAGCAAAUUUCUAUUUUAGGGACAUAAUCAAAAGUCGAAAACUGCCAAUCCCGGAAGAGCCAAUACUUUUCCUUAAACCGUCAACUUCACUAAUACAAGAAGGUCAAAAUAUAAUUAUUCCUAAAGUCUUUAGUAAGGUGGCUCAUGAAGUGGAAUUGGCGUGCGUGAUUGGGAGGCGCUGCAGAAACGUUUCCAAAGGGAGUGCCAUGCAAUUCGUGGGUGGGUACUGUUUAGCUUUGGAUAUGACAGCCCAGUGUUCGUUGCAAGUCGCCCGAAGUAAAGGCAUGCCUUGGUCUCUGGGGAAAGGUUUCGAUACAUCGACAUCGGUUUCCCGAUCGUUUCAGUUGCAGCCGCACAGUGUUUUAAUUGUUUGUUACGCAAUCUUAAGAAUUGACCUCUUGUUCAGCUCUCCUCAAAGUAGAUACCUUUCUACCUAGCUGAUCACCGAGUCCAGAACUUUUUGAUUGUUCUAAUACUGGCUUUUUUAGUAAAUGGAUGCGGUAACGGAAGGUGUAAAUUUAAAAACCUGUUUUUCAACGAACAGAGAAAGGAGUGUUCACUUACCUUUAACCGCAGAUAACGGAGGGAACAAAAUUUUCUUCUCAUGUUCCUUCCUGCUCUCUGAAAUUCCUGAAUUAAAAAAAUGAAUUCGAAGAUAUUUCCCAGAUAAACUGGUUUUCAUUUUUUACCUUCAACUACAAAGUUCCGAAAAAUGUUUUCUUUUCUUGUUCAUGUCUGCUCUCUAAAAUGUCCAACUUUAUAAAUUUUACUACUAUUUUAAAUUAUAUUUCUUAUUUUGAUUAAUUAAAAGAUACAUAAUUGUUCCUCAGUAAUUUAUUGCACAAAACGCACAAGCUAAUAUUUUUUUUUUUUAAUCAA
Messenger RNA from Glossina fuscipes, 892 nucleotides. Its product is annotated as acylpyruvase FAHD1, mitochondrial. Gene Ontology annotation, molecular function: acetylpyruvate hydrolase activity. The transcript is spliced from 3 exons. The record is from RefSeq and is a predicted model, not a curated record. The coding region runs from base 1 to 450 and encodes 149 amino acids. Gene Ontology annotation, cellular component: mitochondrion. NCBI's taxonomy places the organism in Eukaryota, Metazoa, Arthropoda, Insecta, Diptera, Glossinidae.